AUGAUCCCUGCCGUCGCCGACGAGCUCCUUCGUCUGCAGGACAAACAGGGCGUCGAGCUGACGUCGGCCGACAUCCAUUCUCUCAGGAAGGACUUCGGAGUGGAUGAGGUCCAGGACUCUCUGCUGGGCGUUGCCCUUCGCGUCCUCGAGGUCUUUCAGACGCACGGCCGCAAGGAUCCCAGGCCCUCCUGCGACACGGAGGAGCAGGCUGCCCUCUGCAGCGAGGAGAAGGCUGAGCUUCGCGCGAAAACCAAGGCGGAGUGCAGCGAGGGCGCCACGUACGGCUUGGUGGUGAGCCAGGGCGACCACCACACCCUGGCCGCGGGCACGCUGGCCUCGUUCGAGGCCAAGUUCGACAAGAGCUUCUUGGUGGCCAACAGGCACGGGCGGGGCGGCCAGUCCCAGAACCGCCUCGCCAGGCUGGCGGAGGAGAGCCGCCUGAACCACCUGAAGGCGGUGUACGAGCGCACGGAGAGGGCCUUCCUGGCGCAGGACAAGGCGCCCCUGGUGGAGGGGAUCGCGGUGGCCGGUCCGGGCCCCACGAAGAGCCGGUUCCUGGAGCAGCUUCCCCGCAGGUGGAGCUCUCUCGUGGACCGGCAGCUGGCGACCACGACCCAGGUGGGCGUGAGCGGACUGAAGCAGCUGGUUGGGCAGCUGAAGGAG
Penaeus monodon (black tiger shrimp) is the source of this 663-nucleotide messenger RNA. RefSeq lists its product as uncharacterized. Gene Ontology annotation, molecular function: sequence-specific mRNA binding; translation release factor activity, codon specific. Gene Ontology annotation, cellular component: translation release factor complex; cytosol. The record is from RefSeq and is a predicted model, not a curated record. Gene Ontology annotation, biological process: translational termination. Lineage: Eukaryota; Metazoa; Arthropoda; Malacostraca; Decapoda; Penaeidae.